AACCGAGCAUUUAAUUAUCAAUCAUUGGUGGAGCCUAAAAAAAAUUGUUUUCAUAAUGAACUGGAUAAUAUUCUCCUCUAUACUAUUCUUUAUUGCAACGGUGGAAUCAAGAUGGCUGCUUGACAGAAUCUGCGAUUACACAUUAACAGAUUCUCACGGCCUGAUAACAUCUCCAAAUUACCCUCACAGCUACCCAUCAUCAGUGGUAUGUACCUACAAGAUAAUUCAGCCCCGAGAAAAAGUGGUUUCCCUGAGUCUGUCACACAUAGAUCUCGGCUGGAACGAUACAGACAGCUGCAGCGGACGUUUAGAAAUCUACGACGGCGAUGAUGAUCUUGCCCGAAGGCUAGAUGUCCUCUGCGGUACAGACUAUUUCAUUCCAUCACGCGUCAUAAACUCCACAACAAAUGCUCUAUUCCUCAAGCUAGAGAGUUACUCAUCAAUUGGAGAGAAUGUUGGCUUCCAGGCACUCUACAAAACAACAGAUCUCAAAUGUGGUGGACUCUUCACAGAGCGGAAUGGAACGGUUCGACACCCGACCUACGGCACAACGUACAGGAAUAACGAGAAUUGCGAUUGGGUGAUUCAGGCACCACCGAGGCACACCAUUCAGCUGAGAUUCACAUCAUUUUACACCGAAAGUACCCACGAUUGGGUCAAGAUCAGCGAACUCCACGAGGGUAGAAUCAUAGAUCUCAUCACAAUCAGCGGUUCUUCAAUACCAGCUGCUGCGUCACCGGUUAUCACGAAAGGUCGAAUUCUCUAUAUUCAUUUCAGAAGCGAUAGCAGCAACGUUUACACUGGUUUCCGCGCCAAUUACACUUUUAUCGAUCCUCUAGAGCUUAAUUAACAUUUUAAUUAAUGAUGCAAUAACGUACAAAAUUAAUGCAAAAGGUACCUCUUAUAAAAAUUAUCCGAAAAAUAUUUAAUACUACAUU
Fopius arisanus is the source of this 938-nucleotide messenger RNA. RefSeq names its product cubilin. The coding region runs from base 56 to 850 and encodes 264 amino acids. The record is from RefSeq and is a predicted model, not a curated record. Lineage: Eukaryota; Metazoa; Arthropoda; Insecta; Hymenoptera; Braconidae. The transcript is spliced from 2 exons.